Molecule: messenger RNA, 2070 nt
Organism: Talaromyces stipitatus ATCC 10500
Lineage: Eukaryota; Fungi; Ascomycota; Eurotiomycetes; Eurotiales; Trichocomaceae
Exons: 3
Coding region: 78-1931 (617 amino acids)
Source: RefSeq, a predicted model, not a curated record
AACCAACUAUCUAUCGCAAAUCUCUGACACGCUGUCAACUUAUCAGAUACGUGUGUCAACAACCAGGAACUUGGUUUAUGCCUGCAACGAUCUCAGUAAUGAACGAUACCGGCGUGGCGAACAAUGUCACCAGUGCUGCCGGCGUCGGUCUACGACUCGCCCUACUCCUGAACGCUGUAGCAUGCCAGGUCGCGAACCUAGGUGUCGAUAUCCACAGUAUCUCGAAAGGAAUUUCGCUCUUUUCGAAUAGUCUCAAACAACUCGGUCAGAGCCUGCAGGCCGAACACUCGGUUCAUACGCGAGAAUGUCUCGAUACAGCACGUCAGAUCAGCGAUCAAGCUCGAACGGUAUUUGAAGAAGUGGAGGAUAUGCUGGAGAAGGUACAAAAGGCCGAAGUAGAGCUAGAACAGAAGGAUGUUCCUGUGCAGCAGCGUUUCAAGGACUGUUUCAAGAAGCAACGUGUCACGUAUCUGUUGGCUCAGUUGGAGUCGCUCAAAUUGAGCCUUAUGGUGAUGGUACAAAUUCUCCAUCUGGGUCGUUUGCGGGAAGUUAAGAAUGUCCUAAACACUCUCACCAAUGAGUUGAUCGUCCAAGAGCGAGCCGAAGCGCAAAACAUGCUAAUCGUCAGGUACUGGUCCAUAAAGAAACUCGAUAGGUUAUGGGAGCUAGCCCGGCAGGAAGCAAAAGAAGAUCGACGCUCAACAGUCCAUUUCGACUCUGACGAGAAGAAAACGACGAGCUCAACGGACAGCCCGCCCUUAACAAAAUUGCCAAUUAUCGCCCUCGGAGUUGAAUCAUCGCUCAGUUCGAUGGAGGAAUCACCCAGUGACAUGCUCCGACUCACCCAAGAAGUCUUAGAUGCAUUACUGAGUCGCUGGAUUAGAGUUGAAGCCGGUCAGAGCGCAAGACCCCCACCCCAGGCCUAUGUAUACUCUGGAAGCGACGAUGAACUAUCCGAUGACGAUAGCAUUGAUCGAGACUCUAUGCAUGGGUAUUACCUUGAAGGGGUAACCACAGAUUGGCGAAAGCCGCAUUCACAGGAAGCUCGUGUACAGGCCGCUCAGUUACGGAAGAUGUAUUCCGAUAAACAGGCACAAGUACACAGCGACUCUGAUGGUUCCGAGGAUUCGAUAGUCAGGAAUGGAAAGCACCAUGCUUACAGCAGAAGAAAGAAGAAGAAGAAGGCGUACACCAGCAGCGAAUAUGACGAUAUGCCAGAACAGGCACAGAUGGAUACCAAUACCAACCCUACCACAUCUCGACCAUAUUCGUAUUCCAAGACAAAUGCAGUUCCUGGAUGUGAUGCUGAAAGCCACUGGCGACACACAAGUGGAUCUGCAAAACCUCAACAACCUACUACUCAGGCCCAGAGUCGGCCAAUUCCAGUCCCGCAAGCGAUGAAAAACAAUUUGAACAUGAAUAACAGUGCACAGCUGCCUCGUUUAGCCACAUCACAACCGACUAGAGGAGUUCCUUCAAGCCCGUCAACACGUAAUGCGUCUCCAUCUUCUUACUAUAAGCCGCCGACACACGGAUUCCCAACCCCGGCGUCGAGCUACACUCAGCAACAUCCUUACUACUACCCUCAACAACAGCCACAGCAACAAUAUCGACAGUACAGUAACCCAACACCAAACUUUGCGCGAACUUUAUCGGAUAAUACUCUCCUACACCCACCACAACACCAGCAACCGCGAUACCUAAAGCCCCAUCUACAAUCGCAUCGUCAUCGACCCUCACGCCUCAACAGGACCUCGAAAGGAGGGAGCAGCGGUAGUAGCAGCAGUAGUAGCAGCGGCAGUGGUGGUAAUCGAAGUCCUUCGCCGUACAACCGUCACAAGGACUUGAAGCGAACUGCCAUGCGUGGAAUACUCGGUGCUAGUGCCAUAGGAGGAUUCAUGGAUGCCUUGGAGGCUUUCAGUAUUAUUUGAAUUCUCAUUUUGUUUAACAUGAUGACUGUUAUGCUUAUACUUAUGAUUACGAUUAUGAUUGCUUGAGAUUUGGCAAGUUCUGUAUGACUGACUCUCUGUUGUAUGAUAUUUAUGCUGGAUGAUACCUAUGAUUGGGGUU